GCAGACCCUUGUGUAUAUGUCUGCAAAUGACAGUCUCCUCUGUAAACGCGUACAAUAAAAAUAGGGCCGAAGUCAGGCACACCGGAUCGCUGGUCCUACAUGCGCCCUAGAUGUAUUUACCGAUGCAAACCACGAACACUGCCAGAUACACCUUAUAUCCAGAAUCAUCUUCCCCAAAAAACUCCCGACAAUCGGAUCCCAAACAGAACCAAGAACUUGACAACAUGGCCUCACCAUACUGGAUCCAAACCGAAGACUGGCACACAGCAGGCGAGCCCUUUCGAAUCGUCGCCCAGCUUCCCAGCGGUUCUCUGCCAGAUGCACCCUCGGUUGCUGAGCGCCGCCUUGUCAUUCUCAAUAUCCCCAACCACCCACUCGAGAUACUGCGCCAACAGCUGUGCCACGAGCCUCGAGGCCAUUCUGACAUGUAUGGUGGAUUCAUCACUCCACCUGACGACCCCGGUGCGCAUUUCGGCGUCCUGUUCUGGCACGCCGACGGCUUCUCUACAGCAUGUGGUCAUGGGACCAUGGCACUGGGGUACUGGGCAGUUACUCAGGGACUGGUGAAGGCGCCUAAAGGUGAUGGGGUCGUGGAUGUGGUCGUGGAUGUUCCCUCUGGUCGUGUUGUAGCCGCUAUUACCGUAAAGCAAGGCAAGCCAGUCCAUGCAGACUUUGUGAACGUACUGAGCUACCAGCUGGAGAGGGACCUAUCAGUUCAGGUGCCUUCGAGAGGUAUCAGCAUUACAGCAAACUUGACAUUUGGUGGCGCAGUAUAUGCGACGGUCGAUGCGGCACAGUUUGGGCUGCGGGUAGAGCCGAAAAAUGCGAACCAGUUCAUCGAUCUAGGGAGGGAGAUCAAGAAGACUCUGGGGACGAGAGCGCAGUAUGGCACGCAUGACUGCUACGGUGUGAUAUUCUACCACGAGGACGACGCGACCGCGGAUCCUGUUAGGCAGACGAAUGUCACCGUCUUCGCUGAUGGUCAGAUUGAUCGGUCUCCCUGCGGUUCCGGUACAUGCGCAAGGCUGGCAGUAUUAUCAGCUGAAGGCAGAGUGACUGCGGGGAGGUCAAGGCUGAUUCACAGCUCCAUUGUGGGAUCGACUUUCGAGGGUAAUAUAUUGUCGGAGGAGAAGAGUCCCAUCGAGGGUGGUGCAACGGCGUGUAUACCGCGAGUGAGAGGCUGCGCGAACUUGGUGGGGAGGAUGAACUUCUUCAUUGAUCUGGAGGAUCCAGUCCGGCCGUUCACGCUGCGGUAGUAAUGUUGACGUGGCCCUGCUGCGGGCGGCAUCGUGCACGUUGAUCGGUUCAAGACUCGUUACGCUACUGCAUCCACUGCCAAAAAAGCGAGACUGCCUUUUCAAUCCACUGCUGACUAUCCGGUAUCUCCAAAUAAUUCAUUGUCAGGUUCUUCAUAUCGCCCA
Messenger RNA from Didymella exigua CBS 183.55, 1421 nucleotides. Its product is annotated as Diaminopimelate epimerase-like protein. NCBI's taxonomy places the organism in Eukaryota, Fungi, Ascomycota, Dothideomycetes, Pleosporales, Didymellaceae. The record is from RefSeq and is a predicted model, not a curated record. The transcript has a single exon. Gene Ontology annotation, molecular function: hydro-lyase activity. Bases 111 to 1256 code for a protein of 381 amino acids.